Rhodamnia argentea is the source of this 1528-nucleotide messenger RNA. RefSeq names its product 3-hydroxyisobutyryl-CoA hydrolase-like protein 3, mitochondrial. The record is from RefSeq and is a predicted model, not a curated record. The transcript is spliced from 10 exons. Gene Ontology annotation, cellular component: cytosol. NCBI's taxonomy places the organism in Eukaryota, Viridiplantae, Streptophyta, Magnoliopsida, Myrtales, Myrtaceae. Gene Ontology annotation, molecular function: 3-hydroxyisobutyryl-CoA hydrolase activity. The coding region runs from base 59 to 1324 and encodes 421 amino acids. Gene Ontology annotation, biological process: L-valine catabolic process.
UGGACGGGGAAGACGACGACGACGAUGUAAAAUCACCAUCCCGUUCGAUCAAAGCAGCAUGAUAAGCUUAAUCGGAGCUUCUCGAUUACUCAGUAACUAUCCGGUUAAUCACAUCCGCAGUCUCGGUAAUUCCUUCAGGUUCGAUCUGCGGAAGGUCGUAGUUCCUCGUCGCAGCUUCACGAUCAUGGCUUCCGCCGGCGAAGAGGUCGUCAAGUGCUCCGUUCACCCCAACGGCGUCGCCCUCAUCACUCUCGACCGCCCUAAAGCCCUCAACGCCAUGAACUUAGACAUGGACGUGAAGUUUAAGAGCUUCCUUGAUGAGUGGGAAUCGGACCCCAAGGUGAAAUGCGUUCUCGUCGAAGGCAGUUCGGCUCGUGCCUUCUCGGCAGGAAUGGAUAUUAAGAGUGUUGUUGCCGAGAUUCAAAAGGAUAAGAAUACACCUCUUGUGCCGAAGGUAUUUUCUGCCGAGUAUUCUUUGAUAUGCAAAAUAUCAGAGUACAAAAAGCCGUAUGUAUCAUUGAUGGACGGCAUUACAAUGGGUUUUGGUAUCGGCCUGUCUGGUCAUGGUCGGUUCCGUGUAAUUACAGAGAGGACACUUCUUGCUAUGCCAGAAAAUGGAAUUGGUCUUUUUCCUGAUGUUGGGUUUGCAUAUGUAGCAGCACAGAGUCCAGGAGAGGGAUCUGUGGGUGCCUAUCUUGGAUUGACAGGAAAAAGGAUCUCGACGCCCUCUGAUGCACUAUAUGUGGGUCUUGGAACACAUUAUGUGCCAUCUAGCAACUUGGGUUCCUUAAAAGAGGCUCUUUUGGCUACUACAUUCUCGGAAGAUCCCUUCAAGGACAUUGGGGCACUUUUGGCAAGAUUCAGUGGUGAAUCUGAAUCAGAGGCCCAGUUAAAAUUGCUCUUACCUCAUAUCGUCGCAUGCUUUGGUGCAAAUAAAUCAGUUGUGGAGAUAACUGCAGAGCUGAGAAAGCAUCUGCAGAGCUCUGAUGCCAAAGUGGUUGAGUGGGCUACUGAUGCUCUUCAAGGUCUUGGGAAAGGUGCUCCUUUCUCUCUUUGCUUGACACGGAAACAUUUCUCAAGAGUUACAUCAGCCCUGAGAAACAAUGAUGCUGAAUUGUCCAGACUGAGUGGUGUGAUGAGAACUGAAUAUCGGCUAGCAGUAAGGUCUUCUCUGCGAAAUGAUUUUGCUGAAGGUGUCCGUGCAGUACUGGUGGAUAAAGAUCAGAAUCCAAAAUGGCAACCAGCGGCGGUGGAGGAAGUCGAACAAAGUGAACUGGAAGCGCUCUUUGAACCACUGGCCCCAGAAGUCGAGUUAAAAGUAUGAAGCUCACAUAUAAGUACAUAUUGAUGUCUCACCUUCUAUAUUUGGUUGAUGCUCAUGGCUUGUAAUCCUGCUCUGCGGAGGAGGAUUAACACCGGUUUCACUCGAGCAGCAAUUUAACAGUUUCGGGGAUCCUGGCAAUGUAAUAAUUUCAGACACGCCAUCAGCUGGUUUGUAUAUGCCAUUAGUCAUUGUGCCUUGUCCUUC